CUUAAAUCCGGGAAUCCACAGUGUAUAAAACCUCACGAUGUGGACGGGUUGAGAGCAAUUGUCAAAUACAUCUCAAUCUCACCUCAGACUUCACCUCGUCAUCCUAAGCAAACAAGCAAAAUGUCCUCCUCCGUCGCCCCGCAAAACAAGAACCGCAUCAUUUUGGGAUGUAUGACCUUCGGCCCGACCGCCGAACACGGCGCCCGCAUCACCGACAUCCCCAGCACCACCGCUCUAUUCAAAAAAUUUAUCUCAGCCGGGUACUCCGAGAUUGACACGGCGCGCGUGUACAUCGGAGGGGCGCAGGAGGCGUUCACCUACCAGGCGGGGUACCAAGACCUGAACCUGAAGAUCGCGACGAAAUGCUACCCAAUGGGGACGUACACGCACACGGCGGCGUCGCUGCGGGGGUCUCUCGAAACCUCGCUCGCGGAGCUGCAGACGCCAUGCGUCGACAUCUUCUACCUGCACGCGGCGGACCGCCGCGUGCCGUUCGAAGAGACCCUGCAGUGCUGCGAUGAAAUGUACCGCGAGGGGAAGUUCCGCCAGCUAGGUGUAUCGAACUACACUGCGUAUGAGCUCGCCGAGGUCGUCACGCUGUGCCGCGAGCGCGGUUGGGUCCGCCCCACUGUCUACCAGGGCAUGUAUAACUUCAUCACGCGCGGGAUUGAGCGCGAGCUGGUGCCUGCGUGCAGGCGCUACGGCCUCGACAUUGUCGUGUACAACCCCGUCGCUGGAGGGCUGCUGUCGUCGAAGUUUGAGGGCAUCGCGGCGGCGCACGAGAAGAGCGCCGCGCCGGUGGAGGGCCGCUACUCGGAUUCGGGGCCGACGGGCGGGAUCUACCGCGGCAGGUACUUCCGCGACCCCGUGCUCGACGCCAUCAAGGGCGUGAAGGAGGCGGCGGAUGCGCACGGCAUCACGCUGCUGGAGACCGCGCUGAGAUGGCUGGUGCACCAUUCCGCGCUGAAGAUGGGCGACAGCGGGAAUGAUGGCAUUCUCAUCGGAGUAAGCUCCAUGCAGCAGUUGGAGGAGAACAUCAAGGAACUCGAGAAGGGGCCGCUGCCAGAGGAGGUCCUGCAGGCGCUCGAGAAGGCGUGGGAGAAUGCCAGGGGGAGCGCUACAGAUUAUUGGCACGGAACACUCGAGUACCAAUAUGAGUGGAGCAAGGAGAAAUUGUAGGAUCCAAGCAGGCGAAAAGGAAUUGUCUCCGGAGAGCAGGCUUCAUGCAAGCUCAUGUCAAUAUAAAAUGUUACGAAUUUGGGCUUUAUUCGUUAUAUAUUCAUGGGAAAAUUUAUCGCGGUAUUCAUCCAGUGAUUCAGUAAAAUUAUGUGUUGCAAGCGUUAAUGGUGGUGGUGAUGGCGAUGGUGGUGGUGGUGAUGGUGGUUGGUGAUGGUGGUUGGUGAUGGUGGUUGGUGAUGGU
Tricharina praecox is the source of this 1420-nucleotide messenger RNA. Its product is annotated as NADP-dependent oxidoreductase domain-containing protein. The coding region runs from base 121 to 1179 and encodes 352 amino acids. Gene Ontology annotation, molecular function: oxidoreductase activity. NCBI's taxonomy places the organism in Eukaryota, Fungi, Ascomycota, Pezizomycetes, Pezizales, Pyronemataceae. The transcript is spliced from 3 exons. The record is from RefSeq and is a predicted model, not a curated record.